This is a messenger RNA of Heterobasidion irregulare TC 32-1, 474 nucleotides long. RefSeq lists its product as uncharacterized. The transcript has 2 exons. Lineage: Eukaryota; Fungi; Basidiomycota; Agaricomycetes; Russulales; Bondarzewiaceae. Bases 1 to 474 code for a protein of 157 amino acids. The record is from RefSeq and is a predicted model, not a curated record.
AUGUCUCAAUUUCACUAUCACGCUUACCGAUUAGAACAACACGCGCUCGUCGGGCUGCCUCAGCAACUACGACUUCUCGGGCUCGCCGCAGCAGACGCUGUCGAUGAUUUCCGGGUCAAACAGCCUCGGAGACGGCGGCGGGCCAGAGCCCCGGGCUCAGCGUAUCGUGCGCACAUCGUCACUGCGCUGUCAUCACCCAUGGCGAUAUACACGAGCUUCGACACCGACGCCUUCCUCGAACGCUGUGACCCCCGCAACAGGCGCACCUGCGCGCGCGACGGUGACAGUGACGCCAAGUUGGCAGCGCACCCGUGGAUCAUGAUGCCGACGGACGGGGCUGCAGUUGGGCGCAUCCGCCACCGCAUCCCUGCCCCUGGGCCCUCACACACCUUGGGAUCAUGUUUCCCUGCACAGACCGGACGAUGCUCGCACCACAUCGAGAUUGAUGCUAUCACCGGGGGCGGGAUCACAUAA